AUGGGGACGAAGAAGCAGCGCGGCUACUCAAUUAAAGAGAAGCUGGCGGUAGUCGACUUCAUUGAGAGGAUUGGGCUCACUGCCGCCGUUGAAAAGCUGGGCCACGGUGCAUGGGUGGUGGGAAUGAUUGCUUUUACUCAAGAGAACUACCCUGACUGGAUAGAGGCCUACGCGGAGAACAAGACGUCUGACGAGAGUGGGAGACGGGCCCUUGAACGUCUACUGCAGCGAACCGACGACCGUUACGGAUUCUCACCUCAAAAUGCCCAAGAAACCAAGCUCCCAAGUGUGGAUCUGAAGCGCUUAAAAACGGAUUUUGCAAUUGAAUUUUGGUGUAAGUACGGUUCAUACUCUCUACCGGAAAUCUACAACAUGGAUGAAACGGCCAUCCAGUUCGACAUUCCGCCAGCAAGAACCUGGACAAUUAAAGGGCGAAAAGGAUCAGCUAGAGUCCAAAAUCUGACAAAACACUGCGGACGCAUGACGGCUGUUAUGACAGCUCGCGCUGAUGUGGAGGGUAUGCGUGUGGUAGCCGAACAGGCAUGCGCUGCAGUGGUCCCAUUACCCGCUAAAGCUACAUCGUCCGUCGUCGUGACUACGCCGAGACCCACGCGUCCUGUGUCGUACAGUUUGAGCGUUUCCAGCGACCUCGGAGUGCUACUGCAGACAGACCCCAGUGUGCAAAUGUCCGGAGAUCAAUAG
This is a messenger RNA of Phytophthora infestans T30-4, 702 nucleotides long. RefSeq lists its product as uncharacterized. Bases 1 to 702 code for a protein of 233 amino acids. NCBI's taxonomy places the organism in Eukaryota, Oomycota, Peronosporomycetes, Peronosporales, Peronosporaceae. The transcript has 5 exons. The record is from RefSeq and is a predicted model, not a curated record.